AUACCUUUCUUGCUAUCAGUUUCCUAACCCAGUCACUUUCCCUCUGUAUAUAGAGAGAAAAACAGAGGGAGAGACAGAGAGAGACUGCAUAAAGGCUCGCAAUACCGCACUCUCUCUUUUUCAUUACUCUCUCACAGAGAGGAAAAGGAAAACCGGAAAUCGAAAGAAACAAACCAGGAAGAAAAAGAAGAAGAAGAAGAAGCUGGAAGGCCUCGUUGAUCUUUCUCCUUCCAUUUUUCUUGCAAUCUUUAAUUUUCCAUUUGAUUACCCAUUCUACAUUUAUUUGAUUUGAUUUGAUUUGAUUUUUCUGUUGUUCCAAUUUCCUAAAUCGUCUCUUCACUUUCCCUUUCACUUCCAAUGCAAUAAAUACCAACCUUGUAUCUGUUUAAUCUGGAUAGAAUCAGCAAAACUAAAAUGUGUCGUUUCCUGUUUGUCGGUGCCGUCUUGUUCUUUGUAGUUUCUUCUUUUUCUGCUCCAUUUUGUUUUGGGAUUCGUUCUAUACCGGCGACGGAGAUUAACGGCAGUGAUGGUUUUGAAAUGGGUGUAUUCCGAUUUGCUGAAGCGCCGGAGUACCGUAAUGGGGUGGGGUGUCCAAUUUCAGGAAAUGGACAGUUUGUUUCUUCUUGUGACCCUUCUUUGGUUCACAUAGCCAUGACUCUUGACUCGGAGUAUCUACGCGGGUCAAUGGCCGCUGUUCACUCUGUCUUGAAGCACGCUUCUUGCCCUGAAAAUGUCUUCUUUCAUUUUAUCGCUGCUGAGUUCGAUCCGGCAAGCCCGCGGGUUUUGAGUCAACUCGUCCGAUCCACGUUUCCUUCACUCAGUUUCAAGGUCUAUAUUUUCCGAGAAGACACAGUUAUCAAUCUCAUCUCUAGUUCAAUCCGUCAAGCCCUAGAAAACCCACUAAAUUACGCCAGAAAUUAUUUAGGAGAUAUCCUAGAUAACUGUGUUGACCGAGUCAUAUACCUCGACUCAGAUAUCGUCGUCGUCGACGAUAUUCACAAGCUCUGGAACACAACCCUGGUCGGGUCAAAACUAAUCGGAGCACCCGAAUACUGUCACGCCAAUUUCACGAAAUAUUUCACCGAUGGGUUUUGGUCGGACCCACUUCUUUCUCGGGUUUUUUCCGCCCGAAAUCCUUGUUAUUUUAACACUGGAGUAAUGGUUAUGGAUUUGGUGAAAUGGAGAGAAGGGAAUUACAGGAGAAGAAUUGAAAACUGGAUGGAGUUACAGAGGAAGAGGAGAAUUUAUGAGUUGGGUUCAUUGCCGCCAUUUUUGCUGGUAUUUGCCGGUAAUGUAGAGGGAAUCGAUCACAGGUGGAAUCAACAUGGGCUUGGUGGAGAUAAUGUAAGAGGGAGUUGCAGGUCAUUGCAUCCAGGGCCAGUGAGCUUGUUGCAUUGGAGUGGAAAAGGGAAGCCAUGGGUAAGAUUAGAUGCUAAAAAGCCAUGUCCACUUGAUCAUCUAUGGCAGCCUUAUGAUCUUUAUAAAGGAUACGAGAACAUAAAAAUGAAGGAUUUGAAUUUGGGAUAUUUGAGUUCUUCGCAGUCUACAGUGAUGGGAUAUUCUAGUUAUUUGUGAUUCUUUUGAUUUAUUUUCUUUUUUAAAAUUUUUAGCUAACACAUUUGAAGAAAUUCUUUCUUAGAUGUGUACAGAUUAGAUGAUUGAUGGGUUUGGGAUUUCUUUUUAAUUUUUUAAUUUUCAAUUUCUUGAAAUUCAUGUGGUCUACACAUGGGGGGAUUUCAAAUUUAGGGUUCCACUGCUGUGGAACAAUUUUGGUGGGUUGAUUUCUUUGUAUGUAUUGGAAUCAUUGUGGGAGAGAAAGAAGACAAUAGAAGAAAGACGCACAUUCUUCAUUGUUUCAUUUGUUAGUGCAUUAUUCUUUUGGAAAAAAAUAAAUUUGAAAGUUCCUCUUU
Messenger RNA from Jatropha curcas, 1910 nucleotides. RefSeq names its product glucosyl transferase family 8 (gene LGT8). Gene Ontology annotation, molecular function: glycosyltransferase activity. The record is from RefSeq and is a predicted model, not a curated record. NCBI's taxonomy places the organism in Eukaryota, Viridiplantae, Streptophyta, Magnoliopsida, Malpighiales, Euphorbiaceae. Gene Ontology annotation, cellular component: Golgi apparatus.